AUGAAUGGAUUUCAACUACAUGUCACUGGGCUCGGGCAAUACCUCCUGAUGUGGCUGCUGCUGCCAUUGGUGCCUGUGCCCAGGGUAGAAGCUAGGCGAUCCAGGACCUCACUACCCUGCCCUGCGACCUGCGAUCCGACGCGCUGCCCUCCGUUGCCCACUUGCUCGGCUGGAGUGGCGCCGGUGCUGGACCGCUGUCGCUGCUGCCGAGUCUGCGCGGCGGCUGAGGGUGAGGCGUGCGGCGGAGCCCGUGGCCGGCCCUGUGCGGCGGGCCUGCAGUGCCUUGCGCCUGGGAGCGUCGGCAGUUCGUGGCUCGGCACUUGUGGCUGCCCGGAGCUGGGCGAGGAAGUGUGCGGCAGCGACGGGCGCACCUAUCCUAGCCUGUGCGCGCUCCGCGCCGAGAACCGCGGCGCACGCCUCCGCGGCGCGCUCCCUGCCGUGCCCGUGCAGAAAGGAGACUGCAGGGACCCAGGGAUCGGAAGGGCAGGCCUGCUCCGGAGCAAGUACAACUUUAUCGCUGCUGUGGUGGAGAAGGUGGCGCCAUCUGUGGUUCACUUGCAGCUGUUCCGCAGGUCACCUCUCAGCUCCAAGGAUAUUCCUGCAUCCAGUGGCUCUGGAUUCAUAGUAUCUGAGGAUGGGCUCAUUGUUACCAAUGCUCAUGUCCUUACUAACUGGCAGCGGAUCCUGGUGGAGCUCCAGAGUGGGGCCCAGUAUGAAGCCACAGUCAAGGAUAUUGAUCAUAAGCUGGACCUUGCACUGAUUAAGAUUGAGCCAAAUACUGACCUUCCUGUAUUGCUGCUGGGAAGCUCAUCUGACCUUCGGGCUGGAGAGUUUGUGGUGGCCUUGGGCAGUCCAUUUUCUCUGCAGAACACAGUGACAGCAGGAAUUGUCAGUACUACACAGAGAGGGGGCAAAGAGCUGGGGCUGAAGGAUUCAGACAUGGAUUAUAUCCAGACUGAUGCCAUAAUUAAUCAUGGGAACUCUGGGGGACCUCUUGUGAACUUGGAUGGUGAUGUGAUUGGCAUAAAUACAUUGAAGGUGACUGCAGGAAUCUCUUUUGCAAUACCCUCGGAUCGAAUCCGACAGUUCUUGGCAGAUUUCCAUGAGCGCCAGCUGAAAGGAAAAGUUAUUUCACAGAAGAAAUACCUGGGUUUGAGAAUGUUGCCCCUCACUAUGAACCUUCUGCAAGAAAUGAAAAGGCAAGAUCCAGAUUUCCCUAAUGUGAGUUCAGGGGUUUUUGUAUAUGAAGUGAUUCAAGGAACAGCCGCUGAGAGCUCUGGGUUGAGAGACCACGAUGUAAUUGUCAGCAUAAAUGGGCAACCUGUUACCACUACAACUGACGUUAUUGAAGCUGUUAAGGACAAUGAUUCCCUUUCCAUCAUGAUCCGUCGGGGAAGUCAAACUUUGAUCCUGACAGUCACACCUGAAAUAAUCAAUUAA
Chrysochloris asiatica (Cape golden mole) is the source of this 1440-nucleotide messenger RNA. RefSeq names its product HtrA serine peptidase 4 (gene HTRA4). Gene Ontology annotation, cellular component: extracellular region. The transcript is spliced from 9 exons. Gene Ontology annotation, biological process: positive regulation of apoptotic process; proteolysis; programmed cell death. The record is from RefSeq and is a predicted model, not a curated record. Lineage: Eukaryota; Metazoa; Chordata; Mammalia; Afrosoricida; Chrysochloridae. Gene Ontology annotation, molecular function: serine-type endopeptidase activity; protein binding. Bases 1 to 1440 code for a protein of 479 amino acids.